CAAUAAAACAGUUUAAGUUUUUGGCAGCACUUGCUGCGAGAAAUGUCAUUUUGCUCAGUUCAUUUUUGUUGUUAAAAUUGUUUUCGAUUUUUAAUUUUGUUUUCUAUUAAAAAUGUCGCAUGCAACAAAAACACAAAUUUCUAUCCUCUCCACGCAUAUGGAAGCACAUCCAGAGCUGGCGAGAUCUUACAAUGCCCUCUCAGCCACUGGGCGAACCUCCCAAAAGCAGCAAUGGGAAAAAUUGGCAAGAUCCUUAAAUUUGAAUGGACCACCAACAAAAUCCGUAGCGGAAUGGAAAAGGAUUUGGACGCUCCGUAAAUAUGCUACGAAAAAAAAAUUGACGGAAAAUAAAAAUUCCAUAAAGAAAACGGGUGGUGGUCCAUUUGAAUCCAAAGAAAUAGACGCAACUGAUGAAGCCAUAAUUGCUGCAUGCGGGAUGGAAGCAUCAGUGAGCGGUGUUGCAGGUGGUCUAUCUUUCGGCAGUGAGACAAAAGAAAACAGCGAAGAUAUUCAAGAAGUUGAGCAGCUUCUCGAGGAUCUUAUAAACUCACCAAACCGGGAGAGUCCAAAAGAAAAUGUUUUUAAAAAGUUAAAAGUCAAAAAUCGAAAAAGCAUUGAGGACGAUGCUUUAAAAAAACAAAUAGAUCUUCAAGAAAAAUAUUUUAAAAAUCAACUUGAAGGUCAAAAUAAAACAAACGAAAUUCUGGCGGAAAUCCGAGAUGCUAUUCGGCUACUUGCCAACAAUAAACGAGAGGAAAACGAAGCUUCAAUCUCAAUGAAAAGAGAAGAGCUACAUAUGAGAAAAAUGGAGCUGGAGGUGGCUAAGUUAGCCAAUGAACUUAAGUUGAUGGAGAUGAACUCCAAAUCCCAAUAAUUUGACUGAUUUGACUGCAAAAAAUGAAGUACAAAGAAAUUUUUAUUUUAAACGUUUAAACUUUUAAUUUCAUUAUUUUUAAGAAGCUUUAGAAAAGCAUUUUAUUUUCUUGUGAUUUUUAU
Molecule: messenger RNA, 996 nt
Organism: Eupeodes corollae
Lineage: Eukaryota; Metazoa; Arthropoda; Insecta; Diptera; Syrphidae
Exons: 4
Coding region: 113-874 (253 amino acids)
Source: RefSeq, a predicted model, not a curated record